Molecule: messenger RNA, 2067 nt
Organism: Candida albicans SC5314
Lineage: Eukaryota; Fungi; Ascomycota; Pichiomycetes; Serinales; Debaryomycetaceae
Gene: AFG1
Product: Afg1p
Exons: 1
Coding region: 1-2067 (688 amino acids)
Cellular component (GO): cytoplasm; mitochondrion
Molecular function (GO): ATP binding; ATP hydrolysis activity
Source: RefSeq, a predicted model, not a curated record
AUGAUCAGGGUCGUUGUUAAAACAGUUACCAGACUAAACUCACAAUGCAAGUUUUACAGUACUGUUUCCGGAGGCGUGCAAGGAGUUGAAGGGCGAGUGCCGCGUGUUAAUCAGAGAUCAGAAAACACCACCAGUUUGUCAAUAACAGACCCUUACCUAAUAUACCUUGGUUACAUUCAACAAGGGAUCCUAGAAAAAGAUGAAUCACAAUUACGAGUAAUGAAAGAGUUUCAAAAAUUGUAUCAUCGAGUUCUUGAUUAUACUCCACCAGAAGAAUUGCAAAUACAAUUGAGUCUCAUAUUGCGACAAAUUGAAGUUAGCCAAGCCAAGGAGACUAAUCGUGACAAUAAGUUCAAUCCUAUGAAAUUGUUUCAAAAAGAUCCCGAACACAAAAGGAAACAGCUAGUAAGAUAUAUGACUGAUGAAGAAGAGCUACAAAACUUUGCAUCUCCCCAAGGAUUAUUGAUUAACGGUGAAGUUGGUUGUGGGAAAUCCAUGCUAAUGGACAUUUUUGCUGCAUCUUUACCGCAUAAAUCCAAGAUGCGGUGGCACUAUAAUAACUUCAUUUUGUGGGUUUUUAGUGAAAUGCAUAAUAUCCAACAACAGCGACAACUUCAAGUUGGUUUACAAAAAUAUACUAUGGAGAAUGAAUUUUUACUAUACGAAGUUGCUCAAAAGAUGGUUCAAAAAAAUUCUAUUUUGAUGUUGGAUGAGUUUGUCUUGCCUGAUAUUGCUUCUGCUAAUAUUAUCAAAAUAUUGUUUACGUUUUACUUCAAAUUAGGAGGUGUAUUGGUUGCAACGUCAAAUAAAUUACCAGAAGAAUUAUAUUCUACUGAUUUCAGUAAGCGUAAAUUCAAAGAUUUUGUGGGAAUAUUGAAUAUGAGAUGUCAGUCGAUUGACAUGAAAUCGGAAAAGGAUUAUCGUACUUAUUUUGCUAAUGAAUCUUCAAAAAUUCUGUAUAUGGUGACUAAAAAAGAUAAUCCGGAAAAUGAGAAAGAUUGGCUAAAGUUAUUGAAGAUUGAAGCUUUGGGUAUUCCAUCAGAUUCACAUUUGCUUGAUGAAAGAGUUUCUUUGGAAGAUUUAGGAGAUGGGCCAUCUUCGGUGACAGUUUAUGGGAGAGUCACUAAUAUACCUUUAUCAUUUAACAAUCAUAGCGUAUGCUAUUUGGAUUUUAAGGAUAUAUGUCAAGGGUUGUACUCAUCAUCAGACUACAUUACUAUUGCAUCUACAUUCAGAUGUAUUAUAUUGGAUAAUGUUCCAGUGAUGACAACAAAAAUGAAAAAUGAUGCUAGAAGAUUCAUCACAUUUUUAGAUGCAAUUUAUGAGUCUCGAUGUCAGUUUUUUAUGAGGAGUGAUAUUGAGAUAGAUUAUCUUUUCUUUCCGGACGUUUUAAAUUCAGAUAAUAAAGAGUUGAUGGAUUAUGUGAAAAGUAUUCAACCCGAAAGUGGAAAUGAGAAUAUCAUGGAAGUUCAAGAUGAGGAAAUGUUUGCUCGUACAUCAAUAGAUAUGAAUAACCCAUACCGUCCAAAUAUUUCUACUUACGAUCAAUCGUAUACCAAGUCAUUUGAUGAUUUCAAGUCAGCACAGAAAGAGAACAUAAACAACGAAUAUAUGAACACCAGAGCCUUUACAGGUGACGAUGAAAAAUUUGCAUUCAAACGAGCUGUUUCUAGAGUAAAGGAAAUGGUUGCUUCUGAAACCUGGAGACUUAAUGAUCGGUGGGUGCCAUUGGAUCAUACUAUGAGACCAUGGGAGUCACCAACUGCAGGUAACAACAAUAAGGCGAAGAAUUCAGACUAUUUGGUUACAGACGAAAACCAAAAGCUAGACAAAUUAUUGGAGGAAAAGGGUAUUAAAAAUAUUACAUUGGAGAUAGCUGAGUCAUUACCACGGGAAUAUUCUCGGGGCCAAGGGGUUCUGUUUAGACUAUUAAAUUCUAGGAUUGCUCCGAUUUUUGAUAGUUUGCAACAUUAUUGGGCUAUAGGGAAAUGGUCUCCUGAAAACGGAAAAAGGUUAAAAGAUUCCAUUGCCAGAAGUUGGAUAAGAUCAAGUGUUCGAAAGAAAUAA